CUCAAUGGUAGUAGUAGACAAAAUGUGACUUCAAACACCAAGAGGUUUACCGAAAGGAAACAACAUGGCGGAAGCAGGAAUUGAUCGUCUCUCAGGAAAUUCAAUCGUUAGCCUCAAUGAGGCUCUUCAAAAGCAUGGAGGCGGUUUUCAAUUUAUGGAUGAUUUAUCGGAACAAUUGUUUCCAUCCGUAUUUGGCGCGAUUAAGAAUUGUUUGUACAAGCCAUUACGGAAACACCCCCUGUACAAGGAAGUCGAAUUUCUCUGGACUGGAAGUACAGCCGAAGGGGUGAAUAUUCCUAAUUUUGAUAGGCAUGGGGAUGGAAAGCCUAAUCUUGAAUUCGAAAUGGAUAUACUCUGUGUGCUCCGAGACGUUAAAGUCGGAAAAUCUAUGGACAGUCCCGCCAUGUUGAUGAAGCAAGAAGAUACAAGCGAGGGAUACUUCGUCGUGUAUCUAAAUGAUGAGGAGUACAGAAGAACUUGGGCUCCCUUUGCUAUUCACCCAAGCGACCCCAAGAGAAAGGGAGAAAUGUACCUUAAUCCAUUGUUGAUUGUAGAAGACUUGUACAAGCAAAUUGAACAUAUUUUCGCUCAAAUCCCUUUACUAACUGAAAAAUUCCGAUUGGAAUUCAAUCCACCAGCGGUUACUUUGUCUAUGUCUACAGACUUCCAGAAGAUUACAAUUAAUUGCGAUUUGGUUGUGGCAUUAGAGUUGCCUUAUGAUUGUCUUCCAAGGGAGUAUCCGUCGUGGAUAACAGUACAUGGGAAACCGAACUGGCUCAGCGAAGAGGCUUGGGAUAAAGCACAACAACAGCAUCUUUAUCUUGUCGGGAAAUGUUCACCUAGUGGACAACCAAAAGUAGAAUGGAGACUGUCUUUCAGCGUUGUAGAACUUAUUCUGUUACAGGAAUUAGCAUCACGAUUUCCGGCAGCUUUAACAUGUUACAGAAUUUUUAAACAAAUAAGAUUCUGGCAUUUAAAAUGCCCUCAUAUUCUUCAUUCGUAUCACUUGAAAAUGGUGUUUCUUCAAGCAUGCCACAGGUACCCUCCACACCUAUGGACAGAUAACAAUUUGGCAGCCAAUCUCCUUGGACUUUUGGAUGACGUGUUUUAUUGCCUGGCCACAAAGACUUUGUCAAGUUACUUUAUUCCACAAUACAACCUGGUUGAGGGAGUUUACUCUGAAUUUCUGUUCACCUUACUGGAUAAAUUGAAUGAUGUGAGAAAGGAUCCAAUUAAAAACGUUAUAAAUUUAGAAAGAUGAAAGUAUAUAAUGAAAGAAUGCAGCUGCAUGCCUCAUAUUUCAGGAGUGUAGAUUUUGUCACAUCACACCUCUGCUCAAGUCAUUAAACUGGCUGCCAGUAAAAUAUCGCAUACUUUUUAAAAUUAUCUUAACUACUUUUAAAGCGAUUAACAUGGUCUUGCCCCAGCCUACAUAAGUGAGCUGAUUUCUGUUAGAGACACCAGAAGAUAUGAUUUGCAUUCCAUUGAUGGCUUACUCCUUGCUCCUUGCAAGGGCAAAAUACUCACCAUGCCCGGUGAUUGAUCUUUCCAUGUGGCUGCCCCUAAAUUGUGGAACAAUCUUGCAGGCACUAUCAGAAACACCCAAUCUUUAAACAAGUUUAAGAAAGCCAUUAAGAAUUUUUUAUUUGCAAAAGCUUUUUAAUUCUUUUUAUCUAGUUUUUAUAUUUUUACAUCUUAGUGAACAUUUUUAUUUUUCAGUUUUUAGUAACUUUAAGGUAGUUAAUGUUUAAAAUUGUAAUGCACAAUUAAAAAUUCUUAUAUUGAUAAUUGCACAAUAUGUCUAUAAAUUAUUAUUAUCAUUAUUAGUAUUAGUAUUAUUAUUAUUACACCCACAUCUUAAAAAUAGAGAGUUGAAGCUUAUCUGCCAAAGAGGCAAAACCACAGUCAAAAAUAUAGGUAAAUCAGUCCGUCAUUAGUAGUGCUUUGAGAGUCCCCUCUACCCCUUUACAGAACUCAGUCACAUUAAAAAUAUUUGGCAUUUUCAGGCAUCACGAAAUAUAUCCAAAACUCUUUCACAUUCAUGUGAAAUUCGAAAAAAUC
Messenger RNA from Stylophora pistillata, 2061 nucleotides. RefSeq names its product nucleotidyltransferase MB21D2. The record is from RefSeq and is a predicted model, not a curated record. Lineage: Eukaryota; Metazoa; Cnidaria; Anthozoa; Scleractinia; Pocilloporidae.